UCAAAGAAGAAGAAGAAGAAGAAGCAGUAGAAGAAACAGCGGUUGGCCUUUGUUUCCGUCUGUUGCUCUCACUGACAACAAGCGGGUGAAGAAGCCGGACUCUGGCUCAGCAAAGUGAGCAGUAUGCGCUCACUUGUCGGACUGACCUCCGUAAUUAUUGCAGCAAGUUUGUACCUGUACUCGCUGUCCCUGUACCUUCCUGCGGGACCACGACGGCGUCCUCAUCCAGCUGCCGACAGGGAACAUGUGGAGACAUUUGAGUCCGAGCAGCCCACUGACAGCUCCGAAGAACCCAGCAGGUUGAAGUUCCCUUCAGACUUGGAGGAGCUGAGGGAACUGGCUGAGCUCCUGCAGUUUUACAAGACAGAACACACAGGAUAUGUCCUGCUGCUCUUCUGCAGUGCAUACCUCUACAAGCAGUCGUUUGCCAUUCCUGGAUCUUCGUUCCUGAACAUUCUGGCAGGAGCUAUAUUUGGACCAUACCAAGGCCUGCUGCUUGCCUGUGUGCUCACCACUGUGGGCUCCACCACGUGCUACCUCCUGUCCCAGGCUUUCGGAAAACGCUACAUUGUUAACCUCUUCCCCGAUAAAGUCUCCAUGCUGCAGAGGAAGGUUGAGGAGAACCAGGACUGUUUGUUCUUCUUCCUGCUCUUCCUGAGAUUCUUUCCCAUGACUCCCAACUGGUUUCUGAACAUGUCUGCCCCGAUCGUCAACAUCCCCAUCACCUUCUUCUUCUGCUCAGUCUUCAUUGGUCUCCUGCCGUACAACUUCAUCUGCGUCCAGACGGGCGUCAUGCUGUCUGAGGUGUCGUCGCUGGAUGACCUGUUCUCCUGGGAGCGGCUGCUGCAGCUGUUGGCCAUCGCCUGCAUGGCUCUGGUGCCCGGCGCUCUCAUCCGCCGCUUCAGUCAGAGGCGUCUGAAACUGGAUGUCCAAUCGCGGAACGGACUCGUCACAGACAAGAAGGUCCAGUGAUUUGUUCCCUGCUUUGAAAAGCAUUUUUUUUUUUUAAUCUGGAGUGCUUCACUUUUCUGGAGCCUCCGGGACAUGAAGCAGGAUUUUAGGGAUUUUUUUUACUGGCACGAUGGUAUUUGAAGCCAAGUAUUUUGUGUUAUGAAAUGUGUUGGUGUUUCUGUGCCGCAGCUUGUGUGGGCACAGCGUGCACAUGAUGUGUAUAUAAAUGUAUGAAUGUAUAGAAAUCAUAUGGAGAGAGGGAAGGAUUUUAAGGAGACUUUAUCUUGCACUCUUGUUAUACAUUAAUAUUUCUGCUUCAGUGUUGACAGCUGGUGUUUUAAGUGCCUGUCGCGCAGUCAAACUUCUACCUCCAACAUGCGCGUGAGGAAAAAUUAAUGUAAACAUAACAGCCUUCCCAAUCUACCUGUUGGUAGUGGCUGGUUGUGGUUGUGUGAAAUAUUUUAUUUGUUAACUGAAAUACUGUUUAUGUUUGCAGCAUGGAUCAUACAACUUGAAGUUGUAUUUUUUCUUGUUUGACAAUCAUUUUUUGCAGUUUCUGUAUGAAUUGUAAUGGCGUGUGUAGGACACUUUGUACUAUUUUUCAACUUGGUUACUUUUUCCAGCUGUGUGAUCUAAAGAUCAGGAUCUAACCUGAUGGAGUGUAAUGUUCAGGAGUCAUUUUGAAUAACCAAUUGAAUUAAGACUUUUGUGACUGAAUGUCCGUUUCUUUCACCACAUCCUGAUUUCUAAGCAGCUGCAUUAUUAUCUGAAAGUGAAUGUGCAGUUAAUUCAGGCAGCGUGAGGCCUCUGUUUAAUCGAACCAUAAUAUUGCCUUGAAGUCCUCCUCUUUGUUGCCUCUCAUCACAUGUCCAUGUGUCUUUCGCACAGUGCCGGUCCAAAGUGUUAUUUUCACUCUCUUCAUGUGGGUUCGGGUGUAAAAGGUUAUGUCGGCUUUCGGUUUCAUCCGUAUUUGUGGUGUGUCAGAUGAUGUGCUACCUUUUGUUUCAGAUGUGGAAAGCUUUAAAAAAUAAAACAACAGUAGGUUU
Molecule: messenger RNA, 1997 nt
Organism: Scatophagus argus
Lineage: Eukaryota; Metazoa; Chordata; Actinopteri; Scatophagidae
Gene: tmem41aa
Product: transmembrane protein 41aa
Exons: 5
Coding region: 124-972 (282 amino acids)
Source: RefSeq, a predicted model, not a curated record